AUGGUAAAACAAAAUAAGAAAACGAAGGAGAGAGAUAUGAAUCUUCCGGAAGAUAUAGUAAUCAACAUACUCACAAGACUACCGCUACAAAGUAUUGUUAGGUUCAAGUUAGUUUGUAUAGAAUGGAAGUUGUUAAUGGGAUCAGCCUACUUCGUCGACCUCUGCCGUAACUCUAAUUGGUCAAUCAUCUUUUACGGGAACUAUAAAUCGGAAGAUUCCAAGUUGGAGGAAGUUAAACUCGAUCUACCACAUGAUGGUCAUGAUGGUACACAUCACCAUCAAAGUUAUAAUUUGUUGUUUUCUAGUGUUUCUAGUCAAAGCAAGAAGAAGGUGAAAGAGAUUAGGGUUGUGUCUUGUGCUGAUGGGUUGGUCUUGCUUCGUGUCAAGGAAGAGGAGGACGAGAUGGUUUACUACGUUGGGAAUCCAGUGAUAGCACAAUGGAUUCAACUCCCUCUUUCUUCUCGUCCUCCUAGAAACGCUCAUACAUAUCCUAGUCAUUACUCUGAUACGGGACUUGUGACACGAAUGCGUAAUGGUGCACUAUUAGGUUACAAGGUGGUUCGGAUAAAAAACAAGUCAUGGAACCGUUCUUAUUUUUGGGAAUGGAGUUUUGAGGUUUUCUCAUCGGAUACGGGUAAAUGGCGUGUUGUACAAGUCUCUUGUCCGGGUCAUGGUGUUGGUAUGUGCAACCCAUCCAAUCCUGUUUCUUUAAAUGGGAAACUUCAUUGGCUAGAGUCUAGCCGUGUUAUCGUUCAUGAUUUCUUCUCUUGUGAUGAUCAAGUUCUUCGAGUAUUACCACUACCCCGCAGGACUCAAAGCACUGAGUGGCAACGUUGUAAGAGGAUCUGCACCACCUCGCAAGGAUAUUUUGUUAUUAUUGAUGUUGGAUAUGUAGAAGAGGUCAAGAGCUAUAAUGUUAGAGUCAUGAGGCUCAAUACUGAGUUUUGGAACUGGGAAAAGGUAUGGGAAAUCAACAUGGCAAGUGUAGGGCUUGGCUUUAAGUGUCUUCCAAUCGCAAUAAACUUUUUUGACAGCAACAUCAUCUACCUAUGGGACUUAGACCACAACUGUUUCCUCGCUUGUAACGUUCGUACACAUAAGAAAUUAUGUGGUACUCGUAAAGAUGUCACCGCCGACAAGGAAGAUACUUUCUGCCACGAGUCACGUUAUAGUCUUUUGCACUCUUUUAUACUUCUCAAGGAGAAGGAGGACGACAACAACGACGUGAUGAUACGUUACUACGUUGGGAAUCCAGUGUUAGCACAGUGGAUUCAACUUCCUCCUCCUCCAGAGACGCUUAUCCGUUACAAGGUAGUUCGGAUACAUAGCAAAGCACACAAGUCUCCCAAAUGGAGUUUUCAGGUUUUCUCAUCGGAUACGGGUGAAUGGAGUGUUGAACAAGUCACUUUCCCAGGUCAUGGAGUGUUGGAGACUCAAUAG
Capsella rubella is the source of this 1440-nucleotide messenger RNA. Its product is annotated as putative F-box protein At3g23950. The coding region runs from base 1 to 1440 and encodes 479 amino acids. The record is from RefSeq and is a predicted model, not a curated record. NCBI's taxonomy places the organism in Eukaryota, Viridiplantae, Streptophyta, Magnoliopsida, Brassicales, Brassicaceae. The transcript has 3 exons. Gene Ontology annotation, molecular function: protein binding.